This is a messenger RNA of Hemibagrus wyckioides, 1254 nucleotides long. Its product is annotated as protein FAM184A-like. Gene Ontology annotation, molecular function: RNA polymerase II cis-regulatory region sequence-specific DNA binding; DNA-binding transcription factor activity, RNA polymerase II-specific. The record is from RefSeq and is a predicted model, not a curated record. NCBI's taxonomy places the organism in Eukaryota, Metazoa, Chordata, Actinopteri, Siluriformes, Bagridae. The transcript has 8 exons. Bases 1 to 1254 code for a protein of 417 amino acids. Gene Ontology annotation, biological process: regulation of transcription by RNA polymerase II.
AUGAAGGUCAUCACUAAGCUGGAGAAGGAGAAGUUUGACCUGAUGCGCCAGGUGAAGGCUCUGCAAGAAAGGGAUCUGAAGUCAGAGUACCAUAAAAUGAUGGAGAAUCUGACAAACUAUGAGAAGUUACUGAAGGUCUCCCUGUCUGAGGCUGAGGAAAAACACCAGAAGGCUGUGGAGACUAUCAAUCAGCUGGAGGAGAAGGAGUCUAACCUGACAGAUCAGGUGAAGACACUGCAAGACACACUGGAGGACAUGGAGAACCAGCUCUGUGAGACUCGCUUGCAGUGUGAGCGAGAGCACGAGGCUCACAGGCUCCUGAAGUCAGAGCACCAGAAGAUGGUGGAAACUCUGGCAAACAAUGAAAAGUUACUGAAGGUGUCAUUGGCUGAAGCUGAGCAGAAACAGCAAAAGGCUGUGGAGACCAUCACUCAGCUGGAGGAGGAGAGGUCUGACCUGACAGUCCAGGUGAACACACUGCAAGACACACUGGUCGACAUGGAGAAUCAGCUCUGUGAGACUCGCUUGCAGUGUGAGCAAGAGCAGGAGGCUCACAGGCUUCUGAAGUCAGAGCACCAGGAGAUGAUGGAGACUCUGACAAUCAGUGAAGAGUCACUGAAGGUCUCCCUGGCUGAAGCCAAGGAAAAACACCAGAAGGCUGUGGAGACCAUCACUCAGUUGGAAGAGGAGAAAUCUAACCUGACAGACCAGGUGACCACACUGCGAGAUACAGUGGAGGACAUUGGGACGCAGCUCUGUAAUACUCACUUGCAGUAUGAUGAGCUAAAGAAUGAGUGGGAGGAAGAGCAGGAGGCUCACAAGCUUCUGAAGUCCCAGUACCAGGAGAGUAUGGAGACUCUAAGAAACAAUGAAAAGUUACUGAAGGCCUCCCUGUCUGAGGCUGAGGAGAAACACAAGAAGGCAGUGGAGAUCAUCAAUCAGCUGGAAGAAGAGAAGUGUGACCUGACAGACCAGGUGAAAACACUAGAAGAAACAGUGGAGGACAUGGGGAACCAGCUUUUUGAUACUUUCCGGCAGCGUGAUCAGCUAAAGAAUGACUAUGAGGAAGAGCAGGAGGCUCACAGUCAUCUGAAGUCCCAGUACAAUGAGAUGAUGACCAACAGUGGAACGUUACCACAGUACAUUUCAGGGCAGGGGUCUCCACCCUUUUUACCUCUGAACCCCUCUAUGUUCCCUGACACAUACCCUGAUGGCUUCAGCCAGACUGAAAAAGACUCUUUUUGUAAAAAGUGA